Messenger RNA from Funneliformis geosporum, 1134 nucleotides. The record is from the annotation of a GenBank genome assembly. NCBI's taxonomy places the organism in Eukaryota, Fungi, Glomeromycota, Glomeromycetes, Glomerales, Glomeraceae.
AUGUUUAAUAAAAAACAUUUUAUUAUUGAAAAUAUUCCUGAUUUGACCGGAAAAGUUGCCAUUGUCACAGGAGGCAACACUGGAAUCGGAUACAUCACAGCAAGAGAAUUAUCUCGUAAAAAUGCACACGUAUUCAUUGCAAGUCGUAAUAAAGAACGUGGCGAAGGUGCCGUAGAAAAAAUUAAAAAAGAAACUGGAAAUAAUCAAGUAGAAUAUUUAUAUUUAGAUUUAAAUAACCUUAAAAAUGUAAAGAAAUCUGCCGAAAGUUUCCUUUCAAAAGAUUUGCCUUUACAUAUUCUUAUCAAUAACGCUGGAAUUAUGGCGACCCCUUGGACAUUAACUGAAGAUGGGAUCCAGGAUCAAUUUGGACUAUUCACAAUGACACUACUCGCUAAAAUUGAAGCUUCGGCGCCUUCUCGAAUCGUUAACGUCAGCAGCUUAGCUCAUAAUCAUGCACCGGCUGCAGGCAUUGAAUUCGACAAGAUUAAUCAAGAAGGUGCUCAAUCAUCUUGGGAACAUUAUGGUAUUUCAAAACUUGCCAACAUCCUUUUUACAGAAUCAUUAUCGAAACGACUAGAAGGCAAAGAGGUUUACGUUAAUUCGAUUCAUCCAGGGUUUGUUCAUACCGAAUUAUCAAGAGGAGUAGUUAAUGUGACGAUACACACACCUCAAGUUAAAGUUUAUACAGGCUCUAGUACAACCAUCAGUUGGACUCUUAACGGUGUACAAACUGUUCCAAUUACUUUAGGAAUUAUGAAUAAUAUGCAGAGGCCUUUGAUAAUAGACAACAACGUAAUUCUUUCACUGGGAAAAGAAGAUUGGGUGGUUACUGUGCCAGCAGGAAGGUAUAAAUUUUUUAUAACUGAUGGUUUGGCUUAUAAUUGGUCGGAAGAGUUUAAUGUGGAGAGUCCCCCACCAAACGGCAAAUCACCAGCGGGUAAUCCUACACCAAACGGUAAAUCACCAGAAAGCUCACGAUACCAAGCGGAAACUACUAAUACACCUAAUAAACCUGAUGAUGAUAAAGGCCAUAGUGACAUGAAAGGCAUAAUUGUGGGAUCAACAAUUGGAGGUAUUGCAACUAUUAUUGCUGCAGUAAUCACGGUUAGAUGUAUAAGAGAAAGAAAUAAGUAA